AUGCCUGAACCAGAGUUCUUCCCCGUCAUCUGCACUGUAGACAUCCCCACUCCUGUUGUGGAAAAGUUUCUCAAGGAUGCGUACACUGGCAGCGAGCAGCUGGUCCCAGGCACCUCUCCGAGCCUCGUGAUCCUUACCACCAGCAAUACCAGCGAUAAAGGCAGCGACGCUCUUACCUCGAGCGCAUCACAACCACCCGUACAGUCAUUCACCUCACCGUUCCUUGGUCAGUCUGUUGAAGAUGCUGCUCGACACCCUGUGCUUCAAAAUGCUAGCUUCUUCGCUGUCCUGGACGAGCACUCCGCUCGUGACAGCACAGCGCUGCUAGCGGCUCGCGACCCGAAUGGCAGCGUGGACACAGUUCGUGUCGCUUUCUCAGCAGUCCAGAGGACGCUCAUCUCGCUCGAUAUAGGUUCCAUCGGGUUUGCCGAGAUUCAAAGCAUCGCCGAUACCCAGGGUAAUGGUGGGGUCUAUGGGUCGUCAGUUUCUACGCAGCGCCCACAGAAGGGCGGUCCGGCUCCUCGAAAGAAGCUGGGUGCCUGA
Messenger RNA from Bipolaris maydis ATCC 48331, 543 nucleotides. RefSeq lists its product as uncharacterized. Lineage: Eukaryota; Fungi; Ascomycota; Dothideomycetes; Pleosporales; Pleosporaceae. The record is from RefSeq and is a predicted model, not a curated record.